Messenger RNA from Bufo bufo (common toad), 1300 nucleotides. RefSeq names its product zinc finger protein 501-like. The record is from RefSeq and is a predicted model, not a curated record. NCBI's taxonomy places the organism in Eukaryota, Metazoa, Chordata, Amphibia, Anura, Bufonidae. The transcript is spliced from 3 exons. Bases 1 to 1242 code for a protein of 413 amino acids.
AUGAAGCCGGCAACCAGCGGUGGGGAUCAGCACAGCGCUUACACUAUAACCAGCAGCCCCCUGCAGAAACUAGGAAUAUUUACAGCGAGGCUAACCAGUCAGGAGCUCCUCUCCAAACAAGAUGACUGUACUGGGAGCUCGGAGGGACAAUUGAUAUCUACAGAUUAUAAUGCAGAUGAUCCGGGUGUCACAUCAGAGACGUAUGAAGAUUGUGCCAUUAUCCCAGAUGUACCAUCCACCCUUCACAGCAAAACUCUGUCAUCUGACCCUUUAAAACAAAUCCGAUCUUCUGAUUCAUCACAGACUGUUAACCAGAAUGCAAGCCACAAAAGGGGUGAGGGAGCCCAAAGAGCUCAGAAAGGGAAGAAGUCAUAUCCAUGUUCAGAAUGUGGGAAAUGUUUUACUCACAAAUCGGAACUUGAGAGGCAUCAGAGAGUUCACACGGGAGAGAAGCCGUAUUCUUGUUCAGAAUGUGGGAAAUGUUUUACUCAGAAAUUUUCUCUUGUUGUUCAUCAAAGAAUUCACACAGGAGAGAAGCCGCAUUCAUGUUCAGACUGUGGGAAAUGUUUUAAUCACAAAUCAGAACUUGAGAAGCAUCAGAGAGUUCACACUGGAGAGAAGCCGUAUUCAUGUUCAGAAUGUGGGAAAUGUUUUACUCAGAAAUUUUCUCUUGUUAUCCAUCAAAGAAUUCACACAGGGGAGAAAGCGUAUUCAUGUUCAGACUGUGGGAAAUGUUUUGCUUACAAAUCAGAUCUUGAGAAGCAUCAGACAGUUCACACGGGUGAGAAGCCGUAUUCAUGUUCAGAAUGUGAGAAAUAUUUUACUAUGAAAUCAUCUCUUCUUUUACAUCAAAGACUUCACACAGGGGAGAAGCCGUAUUCAUGUUCGGAAUGUGGGAAAUGGUUCACUCAGAAAUCAUAUCUUAUUAAACAUCAGAGAAUUCACACAGGGGAGAAGCCAUAUUCAUGUACAGAAUGUGCAAAAUGUUUUACUCAUAAAUCAAAUCUUCUGAAACAUCAGAAAGUUCACACAAAGGAGAAGCCGUAUUCAUGUUCAGAAUGUGGGAAAUGUUUUACUAAGAAAUCAUAUCUUCAGAGUCAUCAGAGAAUUCACACAAAGGAGAAGCCGUAUUCAUGUUUACAAUGUGGGAAAUGUACAAAGUGCACAAAGGAGAAGCCGUAUUCAUGUUUACAAUGUGGGAAAUGUACAAAGUGCACAAAGGAGAAGCCGUAUUCAUGUUAAGGAUGUGACUGAUAUUUCGUUAGAAAAUCUGAUCUUCAACAUCAAAGACGUCACACGG